AUGUAUUCUCAUAUUGUCAAUGCAAAUGUGCUAACACCUAUCUGUGAUAAAGAUAUUAAUGAAACUUAUUUUCAAUCAUUAUGGGCAACGAAUUCAGAAGAAUUUCAUCGUGUCACAAUUCUUUCUGAUGUUCUACCCAUUUUAUUAGCACUAGUUCAUGAUGGAAAAGCAAAUGGUCAAGUAGAUAUUUGUAACAAAGGUACAAUAUCAUUGAAAUAUUUUCAAAAGCUAAAUUCCAAUGAAAUUAAACAAGAAGAUGUUAUACCUCAGUCAAUUGAAGUAGAAUAUAUUACUGACAAAUUCGCUGAAUGGAGUAAACAAAUGAUUUCACCUGAAACACGACAACUUUACCAGGCAUAA
This is a messenger RNA of Rotaria socialis, 360 nucleotides long. NCBI's taxonomy places the organism in Eukaryota, Metazoa, Rotifera, Eurotatoria, Philodinida, Philodinidae. The record is from the annotation of a GenBank genome assembly.